Molecule: messenger RNA, 3541 nt
Organism: Saimiri boliviensis boliviensis (Bolivian squirrel monkey)
Lineage: Eukaryota; Metazoa; Chordata; Mammalia; Primates; Cebidae
Gene: SLC35F6
Product: solute carrier family 35 member F6
Biological process (GO): transmembrane transport
Cellular component (GO): intracellular membrane-bounded organelle; membrane
Molecular function (GO): transmembrane transporter activity
Source: RefSeq, a predicted model, not a curated record
GUCACGUGACGCCCGGCCCGGAAGCGCUCGUGCCGGCGACCCCCGGGUGUCGGGGCCCAGCACCGCUGACUGGACCGAGCCCCAGCGUCCGCCGCCAUGGCCUGGACCAAGUACCAGCUGUUCCUGGCCGGGCUCAUGCUCGUUACCGGCUCCAUCAACACGCUCUCGGCAAAAUGGGCAGACAACUUCAUGGCCGAGGGCUGCGGAGGGAGCAAAGAGCACAGCUUCCAGCAUCCCUUCCUCCAGGCAGUGGGCAUGUUCCUGGGGGAAUUCUCCUGCCUGGCUGCCUUCUACCUCCUCCGGUGCAGAGCCGCCGGACAAUCAGACUCCAGCGUGGACCCCCAGCAGCCCUUCAACCCCCUUCUUUUCCUGCCCCCAGCGCUCUGUGACAUGACAGGGACCAGCCUCAUGUAUGUGGCUCUGAACAUGACCAGUGCCUCCAGCUUCCAGAUGCUGCGGGGUGCGGUGAUCAUAUUCACUGGCCUCUUCUCGGUGGCCUUCCUGGGCCGGAGGCUGGUGCUGAACCAGUGGCUGGGCAUCCUAGCCACCAUUGCAGGGCUGGUGGUCGUGGGCCUGGCUGACCUCCUGAGCAAGGAUGACCAUCAGCACAAGCUCAGCGAAGUGAUUACAGGGGACCUGUUGAUCAUCAUGGCCCAGAUCAUCGUCGCCAUCCAGAUGGUGCUAGAGGAGAAGUUCGUCUACAAACACAACGUACACCCGCUGCGAGCAGUUGGCACCGAGGGCCUCUUUGGCUUCGUGAUCCUCUCCCUGCUGCUGGUGCCCAUGUACUACAUCCCCGCCGGCUCCUUCAGCGGGAACCCUCGUGGGACGCUGGAGGAUGCGCUGGACGCCUUCUGCCAGGUGGGCCGGCAGCCGCUCAUUGCCGUGGCACUGAUGGGCAACAUCAGCAGCAUCGCCUUCUUCAACUUCGCAGGCAUCAGCGUCACCAAGGAGCUGAGCGCCACCACCCGCAUGGUGCUGGACAGCUUGCGCACUGUUGUCAUCUGGGCACUGAGUCUGGCACUGGGCUGGGAGGCCUUCCAUGCACUGCAGAUCCUUGGCUUCCUCAUACUCCUUAUGGGCACUGCCCUCUACAACGGGUUGCACCGCCCGCUGCUGGGCCGCCUGUCUAGGGGCCGGCCCCCAGCAGAGGAGAGCGAGCAGGAGAGACUGCUGGGUGGCACCCGGACUCCCAUCAACGAUACCAGCUGAGCUUCCCUAGAGGCUUCUACUGCCACCUGGGUGUUCCUUCACCCUGAGACUGAGGCCACACAGGCUGGUGGACCCCCGGUGCCCUGUCCCCAAGGCCUUGCCCUAUCCCCUCUCUACAGAACAACACCCAAUCCUCUUUUUCUCACCAUCACCUGCAGGGUGGUGUUACCCAGCCCCCACAGGCCUGAGUGCAGUGACAGACCCCAGCUCUGGGCCCCCUCCUACAGCACUAGAGCUAAAUCAUGAAGUUGAAUUGUAGGAAUUUACAACCCUAGUGUAUCUGAAUCAUAAACUAGACUACCAUAAUUAUCUAGUUUAUGAGUCAUAAGCUAGAUUUGAUUCUCCAAAGAAGAAAAGUCAGUGAGCAAAUUUAAACCAGAACUAAGCAUUAUGUUUUCUGUUUUUUGUUUUUUUUUUGUUUUUUUUUGUUUUUUUGAGACAGAGUUUUAAUCUGUCACUCAGGCUGUGGUACAAUCUUGGCUCACUACAACCUCUGCUUCCUGGGUUCAAGUGAUUCUCCUGCCUCAGCCUCCCAAGUAGAUGGGAUUACAGAAACCACUACACCUGGCUAAUUUUUGUAUUUUUAGUACAGAUGGGGUGUCACCAUGUUGGCCAGGCUGGUCUCGAACUCCUGACCUCAGGUGAUUGCCUGCCUCAGCCUCCCAAAGUGCUGGGAUUACAGGUGUGAGCCACCAUGCCCGGCCAGAACUAAGCAUUAUGUUUUCUAAAACGUCUAAGAUCCUCCCUAAACCUGUCUGGAGAUCUGAGUUUUAACCUAGACUCUCCCUCAAACUCACUAACUCCCAGCACAUUACCCAAUUGCUCUGGGCCUUGAUGUUACGCUCUGGGAAGUAGAUGUUGAUGCUGUGGCCUUAGUGCUUUCUGGCCCCAGCGUUCCCUGGGCCUGUGAUCUUGACCAACCUGAGAAAACAGUAAUAGCCCAUCCACUGGGAAUACCCCUCUACCCAUAGCCCCUCCUGUGCUGGGCUUUUUUGUUUGUUUGUUUUUUGUUUUUAAGUCUUGUUCUGUCACCCAGGCACAGCUUCCUGCAGCCUAAAACUCCUGGGCUCAAUCAGUCCUCCUGCCCCAGCCUCCCAAGUAGCUAAGACUAACAGAUGUGUACCACCAUGCCUCGUUUAUUCUUUUAUUUUUUUUGCAGAGAUGAGUCUCACUGUGUUGCCCAGGCUGAUCUCAAACUCCUGGCCUCAAGUGAUCCUCCCAUCUUGGCCUCCCAAAGUGUUGGGAUUAUAGGCCUGAGCCAUCACGCUUGUCCCUGUUUUCCUGUCCUCACUCUCACAGAGGCCUCCCCUGACUGGGAGAGAUUACAGGGGAAUUGCAGGCAGCCUGUGUUAAAUUGUUUUUAUGAACUCUACCUGCUACUUUAAAGACAAGGAAACUGAGGCCCAAAGUUCUAAGUUGUUUGGCAAAUGGGUCUCUUACCCUCAGCUCCUACAGGGACCUGGGGGGGCCUCAGUUCCAGCAGCCACGUGAUUCUGCAGCUGACUGUGAUCUAGAGCCCAUCUGGAUCUCAGCCCCACCCCUGGCAAACUGCCUGCCUAGAGAACCCGCAAGAUGACAAAUUCCCCAGGAUUCCACCAUUUAGACUAAUUCUGGCAUCCCGGGCAUUGUGUUAAGUAGCUUAACUUUCAUUCUUAGAACAGCCGUCAGAGGUGGGGACAGAUGAAGAACCUGUGCACCAGAGAAGGUUAAGUGACUUCCUUAUGGAGCCAGUAUUCCAACCUAGGUUUGCCUGACACCAGACCUGUGGCGCCACUUCUCAUGCUGGGCUCUGUGGGGUCUUUGGGGUGGAUCUCUUAGGGCUGGGCUGGAAGCCUCAUGUACUGUUGUCCUCUAGGUAACCGUACCCUGAAGAGAAGGGGUGGCAUCAGGAACCGCAGGGAACUGAGCAGCCUCUUUCCGGUGCUGCUCCUUGAAACAGUUGAGUGCAGCCUCAAGCCAUUUUCCUGGGCAACUCAGUCAUAAACAAAACACCAAAUGCAGAGCUGUUGACAAGUGAAGCCCUCAGGUUGUGUGGGAUUCCAGCAGGUUAUUACAGCUUGUGGGGGGAGGGAAGGUCCAUUCUACCAGCUUUGAAUCCCAGGGUUCCCUGAGCUGCUCUGACACACAGUGUCUAGCCCAGAAAGAUAGAAAUGGACAGUGAGGAUGAUGGAGAGAUUACAACUGCCUUGUGUAAAACCUGGGAUCUUAGGGUGUUAUUUUGGACUUUAUUUUUUAAGAAAAGGAAAAUUGGCAGUGGUAUUAGUCCAUUCUCACAUUGCUAUAAAGAAAUACCGGAGACUGGGUAAUUAUUAAUAAAGAAAAGAGGUUU